Onthophagus taurus is the source of this 9869-nucleotide messenger RNA. It is a transcript of the gene rhea, whose product is annotated as Talin_middle and talin-RS domain-containing protein rhea. Gene Ontology annotation, biological process: cell-cell adhesion; actin cytoskeleton organization. Lineage: Eukaryota; Metazoa; Arthropoda; Insecta; Coleoptera; Scarabaeidae. The record is from RefSeq and is a predicted model, not a curated record. Gene Ontology annotation, molecular function: structural constituent of cytoskeleton; actin filament binding; integrin binding. Gene Ontology annotation, cellular component: cytoskeleton; cytoplasm; ruffle.
CAUUUAACAUGGGUUACGGACACUCAAGGUAACAACUUCGCUCAGUCAAUUAGGUACGCUGUUAUGGUACGGUUAAACCAUUUCGUUUCAUCUGCGGUUCCCUUUCGACUUCUGAUCAACGUGUCGACGACAGAGCUUUUGAACUCCCCACUAAAAACCAAAGUGAAUCACGAACUUUAAAUAACUGUUAUGUUUGGUAGUAAGCGUUAGAUUUCUUCAUUUAUAAUCAUGGAUUGUGUGCGUCUGUUUUAAAAAUUUUCUUGAAUCUAGAUUUAUGUCUCGAAAAAAUUUGUAAUUGUAAGAAUUUGGUUUUGUUUGCUUUUAAAUUUUAUUGUGUUGUUAUUAAAUUUUGUUUGUGAUUGUGUACAUCAGCUUUUUUGUGCAUUGGUUUUUGGAAUAUUUAAUUAAGUAAAGACUAACACAUAUCUGAUCCAUGUUUCUAUGCGGUAUCUCAAACUAGAAUAGCCGAUAUCGAACAAUCAGAAUGGCGUUAUCCCUUAAAAUCAACAUCGUCGACAGCAAUGUCACCAAAACCAUCGUUUUCGAUUCGUCAUCAACAGUUUACGAUGCUUGCAAAAUCAUCAGGGAAAAAUGUACUGAAGCUAAUCUUGGCCAACCUAAAGAUUAUGGUUUAUUUCUUACGGAUUCUGAAAAUAAAUCAGGAGUAUGGUUAGAACCAGGCCGACAAUUGGCUUAUUACAUCUUAAGAACGGGAGAUCUCUUAGAAUACCGAAAAAAAUUAAGAACAUUAAGAGUAAAAAUGUUGGAUGGUUCCGUAAAAACCAUGCUGGUAGAUGACUCCCAAAUCGUUGCAAACUUAAUGGUGGUGAUCUGCACGAAAAUCGGUAUUACAAACCACGAUGAAUACUCGUUGGUGUUAGAUGAACCGGAUAAUCAAGAAAAUUUGGAAAAUCGUAAUUAUGGUACUCUAACGCUGAAACGUAAAAAAGAGGAAAAAGGAGAACGCGAUGCUAAAAUGGAAUUGCUUCGUAAGAAAUUGAAGACGGACGAUGAGCUUAACUGGGUCGAUCCGACGAAAACGUUGCGGGAACAAGGAAUCGAUGAACACGAAACCGUCCUGUUAAGAAGAAAGUUUUUCUUCUCCGAUCAGAAUAUUGAUUCGAGAGAUCCCGUCCAAUUGAAUUUAUUGUACGUCCAAGCCAGAGAUGCCAUUUUAGACGGAACCCAUCCGAUCACUUUAGAUAAAGCUUGCGAAUUCGCCGGUAUUCAAUGUCAAAUUCAAUUUGGAGAUCACGUUGAGACAAAACAUAAAAGUGGAUUUUUGGAUUUAAAGGAAUUUUUGCCUCAAUCCUACGUUAAAAUUAAAGCUGUCGAUAAAAAGAUUUUUGGCGAACAUAAAAAACAUAGUGGGAUGAACGAGCUAGAAGCUAAAGUACUUUACACUAAAAAUGCAAGAUCUUUAAAUACUUAUGGAGUAACUUUCUUUUUAGUAAAGGAGAAAAUGAAAGGCAAAAAUAAAUUGGUACCACGUCUUCUUGGAGUUAAUAAAGAUUCUGUGCUGCGUCUCGAUGAAAACACAAAAGAAAUCUUGAAAACUUGGCCGUUAACAAGCGUGAAAAGAUGGGGUGCUAGUCCCAACACGUUCACCCUUGACUUUGGAGACUAUUCCGAUCAAUAUUAUUCUGUACAAACUACUGAAGGCGAACAAAUCCAACAAAUUAUUGCUGGAUAUAUUGAUAUAAUCUUGAAAAAACAACAAGCAAAAGAUCAUUUUGGAAUUGGUGGAGAUUCUGGAUCAGCAAUGGAAGAAGUUAUUGUUUUGCCAAAUAGAGGUGCAGUUAUCGAACGACUCAGCGUCGACAAAGGAAAGAAACAAAUUACGAAUUCGAUUGCGAAACCGGGAAUUAUUCGAGAAGUUGAAGGAGAAAAGAAAAUGGGAACUGGUCAUGUAGGCACAACCCAGCAAAUUACAGUAACUGGAAAUGUAAAUGUAGCCCAUGCACCACCAUCGGAACAACAUCCAAAAGUUACUCCAAUCCUCACAGAACCUCAAAGGGCUUUAAUUUCAACUAUAAUGACUACUCAAAAGAAAUUGGAAGAAACCCAAAUCGAUUUGGAAGCGAAAGCUCAAAUUCCCGAACUUGGAAGCGACCCUCACGCGAAGAAAUGGAAACAAGUUACUUUGGAUACUAGAAAGCAAAAUGUUGGAAGUCAAAUUGCUGCUAUGAAUGCUGCAACAGCACAAGUGGUGACUUUAACAUCCGGCCCGGCUGAGGAAGUUGACCACACGGCUGUUGGAGCUGCCAUAACAACGAUUGGAAGCAAUCUUCCCGAGAUGACUAAAGAUGUCAAAAUGAUUGCUUCUUUAAUGGACGAUAGCAAUAUGGGAGAAAAAUUAAUUGAUGCCACAAAGAAAUUAGUAAACGCUUUUAGCGACUUAUUAAAAACGGUCGAACCAGAAGCUAAAGAACCAAGACAAAAACUCCUUAACGCCGCCUCAAGAGUUGGCGAAGCUAGCUCCCAAGUUUUAGCAACAAUCGGUGAAGAUACAACUGAAAACAAAGAAUUACAAGACAUGCUAUUAUCCUUAGCUAAAGUAGUUGCAAACACCACAGCCGCUCUCGUUCUUAAAGCUAAAGACAUCGCAUCAACUUGCGACGAUCAACAAACUCAAAAUCACAUAAUCGGCGCUGCAACUCAGUGCGCUUUAGCUACAUCCCAAUUAGUUGCUUGCGCCAAAGUAGUCGCUCCAACUUUACAAUCACCGGCAUGUCAAGAACAAUUAACCAUGGCAGUACGAGAAGUCACCAAAGCUGUUGAAAAUUUGGUUGCCCUCUGCAACGAUUCUUGUUCAAACGAAGAUCUUAUGAGUCAACUAAGAGAAGCUGCGGCUAACGUAACAAAAACAUUAAACGAUAUGUUGAAACACAUCGAAUUGGUUGCGCCGAAAAAAGCUACCGAAUCGAUUCAAGAAAAAAGUGUCGAAACGAUUUAUUCCGCAACUGAUAAAAUUAUUUCCGUCACUGGCGAUGCUGGGGAAAUGGUGAGACACGCUCGCGUUUUGGGACAAGCGACCGCACAAUUAAUUACAAGUAUAAAAGGAGAAGCUGAAAAACAACAAGACACUAACAUUCAAAGAAAAUUAUUAGCCGCCGCUAAAACAUUAGCUGAUGCAACCUCAAAACUUGUUGAAGCAGCGCGACAAUGUGCGAAUAGCCCGCAAGAUUUAGCGUCUCAAGAUAAUUUAAGAAAAACUGCUGAAGAUCUUCGAGAUGUAACUAUUUUAGCCGUAACAACUCCAGCUUUGCGAGCUAAACUUGUUGAUAGAGUUCACGUUUGCGCAAGAAGAGCUGUCGCAUCUGCCACUCAAUGUGUUCCAGCAGCACAAGCGAGUCAUCCUUAUAAUAAUAAUAUGGCGACGAGAGAAGCAUUAAAAGCGGAUACCACAGAAAUGGUUUCAACUAUUCCACCAUUAGUGGAUGCAAUUAGAUCACAAACAAGUAACCCAGAAGAUACAAACAAUCAAGUUGGGUUAAUGUACGUAGCCGAAGUUUUUUUGCACCCCGCCACUCAUUUUGUACAAUCUUCAAGAGCUGUAUUACCAACGGUAGUUGACGAAUCCGUUUCACACAAAUUAUCCGAAACAACACAAACUUUAAACACCGAAUUAAACGAAUUAAGAAGUGCCAUAAGUCGAGCGAAACCCGCUUGUCAAGGUUUAGGAUUCGAUGCGGCCACCCAGUUGAUUGAAGAUUUACGAGAAGAGUUACUAGAAUUUGAAAAAGCAUGUCAAAGUCAUAAUUUAAGACCACUUCCUGGAGACACAGUAGAACUUGCCGCACAACAGUUAGGGAUUAGUAGCAAAGCUGUUAAUCAAAGCAUUGCCAGAUUUAUAAGCGCAACAUCUCACGGUAACGAGAUUUACAUGGCUCAAGCCGCUCGAGAUACCGCCGAAAGUUUGAAAAAUUUCACCGGGGCUAUCAGAGCUGUUGCCGCAACAACCGAAGAUGUCGACUCCCAAUUCGAUAUUCUUGAAGCUGGGAAAGAUGUGUUUAUUUAUUCAGCUAAAAUAAUAAAAGAAGCCCAAAGAUGUCUUCAAAAACCGAAUGUUGGCUUAGAUCCUGAAGUUACAGCAACCGCUAAAAAUAUAACUGAAGCUUUAGAUAAAACUGUUAGUUGCCUCCCAGGACAAAGAGAUGUCGAUGUUGCUAUAACUUGCAUCAAAGAAUGGAGCAACAUAAUCGACAGAAACCAAUUCCCAACCACUAAUAAAUCUUAUGGUGAACUCCAACAAGAAUUAAACACCGCAGCCGCUAACUUAAAUGAAGCAAGUGCCGAUGUUGUAACUUCCGUUAAAAGCCCCGCCCAACUCGCCUCAUCAGCCAAAGAUUUCGGCUCCGCCUUCCACGAAUUACUUCAAGUUUCGAUGGAAAUGGCCGGACAAUCUAAAGACGGAAAAGUUCAAAAAGACGUUGUUUAUUCAUUAAAGAACGUUUCAACCGCAUCAAGUGGUUUAUUAAGAACCGCAAAAACAGUUUCUGCUGAUCCUAACUUACCAAACGGUAAAAAUCAAUUACAAAGCGCCGCAAGAGCUGUUACAGAAAGCAUUAAUAGUUUAGUUGAAGUAUGUACUUCAUCAGCACCUGGCCAAGCUGAAUGCGACAACGCAAUCAGAAACAUACAAGCGAUGAAACCAUUAUUGGAUAACCCAACUGAACCAAUCAAUGAAUUUACUUAUUACGAAUGUUGGGAGGCUGUUAAAGAUCGCAGUAAAUGUUUAGGCGAAGGAAUGACUGGAAUUACAAACAGCGCGAAACAAUCCGAUCAUGAAAAAUUCGCCGAAUAUAUCCGCAUCAUUAACGAUUCAAUUUGCGGAUUUGUUGAAGCAACCGCACAAGCUGCUUAUUUUGUUGGAGUUUCUGAUCCAACCAGUACAGCGGGAAGACCGGGAAUUAUCGAUCAAGCUUUAGUAGCUCGAGCUGCACAAGCAAUUAGAGUUGGUUGUCAACAAUUAUCAUCACCAACAAGCGCACAAGACCAAAUCGUCUCAGCAGCAACAAUCAUCGCAAGACAUACAAGCGCUUUAUGUAACGCUUGUAGAGCUGCAAGUGGAAAAACUUCCAAUCCAGUAGCUAAAAGGCAAUUUGUUCAAAGUGCUAAAAACGUGGCGAAUUCAACCGGCCAUCUUGUACAAGAAAUUAAAGCUUUAGAUGUUAACUUUUCCGAUGAGAAUCGUCAAAGAUGUGCUGAAGCAACCGAACCGUUAUUAGAAGCAGUUGAUAAUUUAUGCGUUUACGCUAAUUCGAGUGAAUUUAUUACGAUCCCUGCAAAAAUAUCGCAUCAAGGUCGUCAAGCCCAAGAACCAAUUCUUGACGCUGGACGCAAAAUUAUCGAUAGUUCUUGUGCCGUUAUUCAAGCUGCUAAAAGCUUGGUUGUUCUUCCUAAAGAUCCACCAACAUGGCAUCAAUUCGCAAGCAAUUCCAAAAAUGUUUCUGACGCGAUUAAGAAGUUAAUUUCAAGCAUACUUGAUAAAGCUCCUGGUAAAGCGGAAUGUGACGAAGCUGCUUUGAGACUUCAAGAACUCCUUCGCGCGUUAGAUUCGGCAUCGAUGGAAGUAAUACAUCAAACGUUAACGAAACGCGGUCAAAGUCUUCAAGCAUGCAGUCAACAAGUUGGGAGAGCCGCCGCUGAGUUGAAAGAUACCAUCGAGCCUUUGAAACAAGCCGCGAAGUUUGAAUCGCAAAAUAUAGGGCAUUGCGUUAAUCAGUUGGCUCAUUACUUUGAACCUGUUAUCCAAGGGAGCAUUGCGGCCGCUUCAAAUUUGAAUAAAUCCAAACAACAAGAAGUUAUUUUGAAUCAAGCUAAAAGUGUUACUGAAUCUGCGUUACAGUUUAUCUAUGCCAGUAAAGAUUGUGGAGGAAAUUCUAAGGCAACUCAAUUGCAUCCAGACGUAGACGAAUGUGCAUCAUCAACAAAAGAAGCUUUACAAGAACUGGUAAACACCAUCGAAGACAUUUCAACACAAAGCGGUUUCGUAUCCAGCGUAGUUGAUAACUUAACUCGAGCAAUGACAAGAUUAACUGAUCAUAGAGCCUCUUUCAUUAUGACCGAUGGAGAUUCUUAUGUUGAUUAUCAAACAAGAAUGGUUGAGUGUGCCAAAGACAUUGCAAAAAUUGCAAGUGAAAUGUGUACUAAAGCUACAUUAGAACCGCAACGUUUAGCCCCAUUAUCGGCGGAUCUUUCCCAUAAAUACACACAAUUAGCAAACGAUAGUCUUGGAGCAGCGGCGACCUCAACAAACGGAGAUAUAUCGAUUCGCUUAAAAGAAGCGGUUCAAGAUUUAGGCGGUGCUUGUGUUGAUGUAGUUCACGCGGGUGAUCAAUGUCAAAUGAGAAAAGAUGAGGGGUCCAUCAGAGCUAUUGGAGAUGCAUCAAGAAAUGUUUCUGAAAAAGUUUCCCGAGUUUUGGCAACUCUUCAAUCGGGUUCACGCGGGACUCAAGCUUGCAUCAAUGCUGCUUCGACAGUAUCUGGAAUUAUUGGUGAUUUAGAUACAACCAUUAUGUUUGCAACUGCAGGAAAUUUGAACCCCGAAACUGAAGAUCAAUCUUUCGCUGAUCACCGUGAGAAUAUUUUGAAAACUGCAAAAGCUUUGGUUGAAGAUACCAAGACUUUGGUUGCUGGAGCAGCUGCUUCUCAAGAAAAACUUGCUGCUGCUGCACAAAAUGCUGUAUCAACAAUUGUCCAAUUAGCUGAAGUGGUUAAAUUUGGUGCUGCUAGUUUAGGAUCGGAUAAUCCUGAUUCUCAGGUGAUGUUGAUUAAUGCUGUUAAGGAUGUUGCAAGUGCUUUGGGUGAUCUUAUCCAUGCUACAAAAGCUGCCAGUGGUAAACCAAUAAAUGAUCCAGCUAUGGCACAUUUAAAGGAUAGCGCUAAGGUAAUGGUUACUAACGUCACUUCUUUGCUGAAAACUGUAAAAGCUGUAGAAGACGAGCACACCAGAGGUACUCGAGCUUUAGAAUCUACCGUAGAAGCUAUAGGACAAGAAAUGAAGGCUUUAAGUGCUGGAGAAUUAGCUAAAACUGGAAUGACUCCCGAAGAUAUUAUUCGUUGCACAAAAGCUAUUACUAAAGCUACUUCAAAAUCGGUAGCUGCCGGUAUAAGUAAUAAACAAGACGAUAUCAUCGCAGCAGCUAAUUUAUCGAGAAGAGCCGUUUCUGAUAUGUUAGUUGCGGUGAAAAGCUGCGCUUUUAAUAUCGCCGAAACGAAAGAGUUGCGUGAAAGGGCUUUAAAUGCUGGGUACGAUUGCGCGCAACAAUUUAGGGAGUUACUUAUGAGUAUUUUGAAUGGAAAUACAGCGGAUGCUAAACAAGUUUUACCACAAAUUUCGAGAAAAAUUGCACAAUCUGUAACUGAAUUGGUUACAUUAGCGGAAUUAUUAAAAGGAAGUGAUUGGGUUGAUCCAAAUGAUCCAACUGUUAUUGCUGAAAAUGAACUUCUUGGAGCUGCCGCUUCUAUUGAUGCUGCAGCUAAGAAACUAGCUAGUUUAUGUCCAAGAAAAUCUAUUAAGACAAGCAAUCUUGAAGAAAACAUGAAUUUCGACGAAAUGAUUUUAGAAGCGGCUAAAUCAAUAACAGCCGCAACUUCAGCGUUAGUUAAAGCGGCGAGCGCAGCUCAACGCGAAUUAAUCGAAGCAGGAAAAGUAUCCAGCCAACCUCUCUUAAAUUCGGACGACGACCAAUGGUCGGAAGGGCUUAUUUCCGCCGCAAGAAUGGUCGCCGCAGCCACUCACACUUUGGUAGAGAGUGCUAACGCUUUAGUUCAAGGAUUAGCCGGCGAAGAAAAAUUAAUUUCAUCCGCGAAACAAGUCGCAACAUCAACGGCUCAUCUUUUAGUCGCUUGUAAAGUUAAAGCUGAAGGGGAUACGGAAGCUACGCGACGAUUACAACAAGCCGGAAAUGCGGUUAUUAAAUCCACGGAUAAUUUAGUUAGGGCUGCGCAACAAGCUAUUACGGUUGAUGAGGAUAAAUUUAUUAUUUUGCAUAAGCGAGCUGUUGGUAGGAUGGCUGAUGAAAUUAACGCAAAGGUUGAAAUAUUAAGAAGAGAACGCGAGUUAGAAGAAGCCCGAGCCAAAUUAAAAGCAAUACAUCAAUUUAAAUAUCGCGCGGGAGAAACUUCCGGUGAAGAAACCGAUGGUUAUUUGAGUUCAGGGUAUGAUGGAGCAACAUCGCGAACCGAUUAUUAUCAACAAGAACAUCAAUACAAACCUCACCAAUACAACACCUACAACGAGAAAUUUACCCAUUUAGAAAGUCCAGAAAAAGUUAACAUGAUAGACCAAGAAAAGAAAAUAAAAUCGUCAAUUUUACAUGAAACGAACGCGUUAGAUUCGGCAGUUUAUGGAGGUGGGAAUAACUACAAUCAACCAUCGACAUCUCCUUACAACACAUAUGGUUAUCCAAAAGCACCUACAUCUUAUAGUCCUGAUAACCGAUAUAAUCAAUCAGUUUCUAAUACACAAACGUACGAUGCUCAUUCGUACGGAAGUGGGAUUUAUGGAACAACUCAAAAUUAUUCACAAAAUUACCCACAAAAUUAUGGUUCAAUAGGUCAAUACGCAGUGCCAACAAAAUCACCCUAUUCAUCAACGAUACCGCCAACGAUGCCUUCAAUUCAAUCAUCGAUUCCUAAAUUUGAUACCCCCUUAAAAAUAGAUGAAUAUCGAACGAUAACUUCAGGUGGGAUUGGGUCUUCGACUCACCCAGGCUACGUAACUUCCGAGGUGUCUUCCAAUACUUUCAAAACCCCCGAUGGCUAUCAAACGAAUACUUAUAGAUACGAAACUUAUCAAUCCAAUUCUGAACCAUACUCUUAUAGUAUGAGCGAAAAAUAUUACACGAGCUCCCCACCGUCAAAAUUAGAGCAUAGCCCAAUCGACCAAAAAUCAUUUCAAGAUCAUUUUAAAAACGGAAGCGAUAUGAAAAAUUUCUCGUCGAAUUUUUCGACGCAAAUGGAGUCAUUUAGCGAUGUGCCAAGUUUUAAAGAUGGAGGUGAAACUUUAGAACAAAAAAUGUUGAAGAAAUCGAUGACGCAACAUGUAACGGAAAAGAAAACGGUCUCGAUGACGAGAAGUACUAAACAGGAAACGUCUACGAAAAAUUUUAAAUUUGAAUAAAUUAAGCCAUAAUUAUCGUUAUUGAGGUGGUGUAUUAUAAAGAUGUAAUGUAAAUAAAUAAAUAAAAAAACGCCGUUUCUUUUUUGGGCUUGAAAUUAACAUACAAUGUAUACAAUCAAAAACAUAAAAGCUUUAAUAAUUCAUUUCUUUUUUAAUUAUACUUUUAAAAUGAAUUUGUGCCUUUCUAAUCUUAUGACAUCAAAAAAUUCGUCAAUCAACAAAAAAAUGUAAUAUAGUUUUAUGAAUUUUUAUUAAAUCGUUAAUUAUAAUAACAAUUGAAGUGAAUUAAUGAAAAAAUCUUUUGUAUUAAUUAAUAAGAUGGUGCUAAAUAACCACUUAGAUUAUCAUAUUAUUUACGUUAACAAAGAGGUGUUAUUUUAGGUGAAGUAGUAAUUGUGUAACCAAAACAUUUUUUUUUCAUCAUAGUUUUUGUAUAAAUUUACGUUAUAUUAUCGCGCUUUUCUUUAAUAUUAGUAUGUAGGUAAUUUUUAUUUUUCUUAGUGCCAAAACGAUUUUUUUGUUUAAUAUAAUAAAUUAUAAAUAUGCAAAAAAAAUAUACAUAAUUAGAGUGCCUAACUUUAAACUAUAUAUUUAAAAAGAGAAACAAAAAAGAAAAAAGUUUUAAAAGACUUGUAACUGUGCCUGUUAUUCAAUUCAAUUUUUUUAAUUUUAAAUUUACUUAGUUUUACGGAAUGUUUGUUUGAUUAAAAGUAAUCCAAUAAAAUAUAUAUGCUGAUAA